AUUUUCUAGUAGGAGUACUCUUCACAUGGAAAGAUUUAACAGCGUCAGAAAGUGAACAGCUGUGUUCUUAGCUGAUACUGUCGCUCGACAGUUAGGAUGUUUUCUUGAACUUUUGUAACAAGAGGGCUUUCUUGCUUGUCGCUGAAUGGAAUUCCAUCAAACAAUACCUUAUUUCAAGCAUCUUUCAAUGGAGAAGAAAAUCAUAACGCCAAUGUUUGUCUUCAUUUCUUUGCUAAGCCUUGUUUCAGGGGUUACAGGAAAUGAAGUUCCUCAGCCUGAAAAACUGGAUGUGAACGUUUGUGAUGGGGAAGUAACGGUACUUUGGGAACAUCCUGUGAAUCCCCCUUCAAACUACUGGUACAACGUGCAAAUAGCAAUAUAUGGAAACGAGUGGAGAGACGUUUCUCACUGCACGAGAAUUAUGGAGACUCAAUGUGAAAUCACUAAUCUCAUCGAUAAAUAUGAACGCGCCUACGUUGUCAAAGUGAGGCUGGUCACACCACAUAAUCAGUCGAUAUGGACAGCAAAAAAAAGAUUUUACCCAAACAAAAGUGCUUUGCUGCCUCCCUCUUUUACAGUGUUGGCUACUUCCAGCAGCCUCAGUGUCGUUAUUCAGGACAAACCCAUCCUGAAAAAGGUUUUUCCUUAUGGAGUCACCUUCACUAUCUACUUGGAUGAAAUAGGGCCCCAAAAUAAGACUACUACAGCUUACCUGAAAAACAGUGCAUUGGUGGAUCAGAGAAAUAAAAUUUUCACAGGUCUGCAGUGGGGCAGGAAAUAUUGUGUCCGUGCUAUGGUUGAAGGCAAUGGAGCUCUUUACUACAGUAACACAUCAGAGCCUCAAUGCAUGAACCUUCCAGAACAAGAAUGGUUCAUUCUUGCUGUUUCAUCGUUAUCCAGUCUUGGUUUAAUGGUGGCAGUUGCCAUUAUAGGAGGCAUUAUCCUUUGUUAUGUGAAACCUACUGUAAAAACUCCAGCUGCACUGAAAUCCACCAAAAGUGGCUGGAUUCCACUGUCUUUGCCAGAAGGACCUACAGAGGUGGUUACAGACAAAGGAUGGUUCCUGUGGAGGUACAGAGAAGAAAACGGUGCUCAUCUCCCUGUGACAGCAACAGAGGAAGCAAAAGACAACAAAAGGACCAGUGUGAACAGUUGGGUCAGCAUCGAGACAAACUCUGCUGCUGACAGUGGAGGGAGUCCACCAUCAAGACAGGAAGAUAGUGGCUGUGGGAGCAUGAUGGAAUCAGAGAACUCUACCAGCAGUCAGACAGAGUAUCCUCUGAAGGAUGAGAGGACUGCAGCAGAUCUGGUUAGAAAUAGAGAAGACAGUGGGCUGGGAAUGGACAGCCAGCUUGAGCCCUCUUCAAUAAACCUUGAUGGUACGGACAGCGCACAUCUCACUGACACUGUUACCGGUGGCACUUACCUCAGCCAGCGUCCCUCCGUUUCACAAAGCCCCACGUGCAAUGAAGAGAACAAGUUUAGCGAGAUACCAAGAGAGUCUAUUUUGGCAGAGGUGGUGACAGGAUACAGAGCUGGACCACAAUCAUGCAUCUGUUCAGGAGCCGGUCAAUGCAGCUGGUGCCUUAAGUUCAACCACUUUGUAAGGGAGGUAUCUAAACACAGGACUCUGAGCACUCAAAAUGGACAACUGGACAACCAAAGUGACUUGAUGGAUUCUUACAAUGGAAAACUAGUGUUUUCUAGUUAUGCAAGUGAGCCACAAAUGGAAACUGUCAUCAUACAUGAUGGAGAGACAACAAUCUUACACAUGAACAGCACUUUUCCCCUGUUAGCAUCUCUGCCACAAAUGAGCUGUGGACAGGACUUCAACAUGAACAACGUGCCACUCUCUCUGUGUGAUUUGCAGAUGACAGACGACUGACGUGAAUUGGAAUGUAUGAGAACUUUUUUUUCAAAUGAUGCUGAUUCAGCUUGACAUCAUGCCAGAAGAAAACUCCAGCACAAACAUCGGAGCAUGUGAAGAUAUCUGAGGAAUAAGAGGGGAAAUUCAACUGAGAGGAAAAAAACUUGUUGUUGAACACAGGAAGGAAGUCGAUGAAGUGAUGUUCGGCUGUGCAGCUGCUGCCUGCAAUGUUGUUAUAAAUUCAUUGGAGCUUAUAAAGGCAGAAUACGUGCUGAAGCCACCUUGCUUGCCUUACAUACAACUGACUUACUGUUAUACCCCGGAAGCGAAACUCGUGUGGGGAGCUUUGAGGAGAAACUGUUUGACAGCUCAAAACUGCUGAAGAAUUCAGAGUUUCACCCUCACCCACCAUGACACUGCCCACUCUUUGGUGUUCAUAAUGUCCGUGUUUUACAGGAAGAGGGCAGUUUGUCCAAUAGAAUGUAUAUAAUGAGCAAGAUUUCUUGUCAUAAUGUCUAAAGCAUAUUUUGCCUUAAAUUCUAUUUGAUUAUCUUGACUCAACAAGAAACUUUCAUUUCAAAUAACUCAAGUUUAGAAAUGUAUUUGUCUUUUCCCUGUUGAAAAUAUUUAUUUAAAGAUAAAAAUAUUUAAUCAUUGCAUAAGGUCUACUGGUGUCAUACUACAUUUCUCACCUUUUUUGUUACACAUGGUUAAAAGGUGUGUCUUUGGAGUUUCCUCUAACAUUUUAUUUAACUAGACAACCUGCAAAGAACCGAUGAGUAAACUGUUACCAUAACUUUGACCUGAAAACAUGACUGGAGAAAACACAAGGGAAACCCUGAGAGACAGUGGAACAAAACUUUAUGUGUGACAUAAAUAUAUUGGGAUCUCCACAUGCAGAUUAUGUACAGGAACCAGGGCCAUGGUUUCAGUUCUAAACAGAGAAGCAAACACUUCCUCUGUCAAACUUUUACACUUCCACCCAGUUUCAAAAAGUCCCACAUUUCAACAACUCAAAAACAAAUUUACAACAUGUAAAUGGUUUAACAUAAAGUUUAUUUGAUGUGAUAUAUAAGCAUUAAAAAUGUUUUUUUGUUUUUCAUUACUACAUGUAUCCAAAAAUAUGGAAAUUCCCAUUUCUAUUAUCCAUCUUUUUUGACAUUCAGUGAACCUGAUCUACAAAGAUUAUUAUCAGGUCCAGAGGCUUUAAAUUCACAGUUUGCAACAUAUUUAUGUCUACUUAGAAUCAAGACCACAAGUUUCUUAAUAUAAAUGUUAUAUAAAGAAAGAACUUCAAUAAGGGAGCUAAUUUAUGCUGUUUUAGCACCAUUACAUCUUAACACAAUGGAUGACACAGUAGACUAUUGCAGUUGGCUAUUUGUUAUUUGUGCUUAGAUAGAAUAAAAAAUUUUAUUUUAAAUUGUUUUCAACAAAUCCAGGCACAGCAGUUAACUGAUUGUAUUCAGAAGAGUCUAAAAUCACUUGUUGGGUGGAUUUAUAUUAGCUUUUACUUUAAGGCAACUUUGAACCAUUAAACCAGUAAGGAAUAAAGUCUCCAAGGUUUAUUGUAUAAUUACACUUUGCGUUAAAUAUGUGCUCAAAAUUUGUAUUAAAAGAGUUUAAGAAAUA
Molecule: messenger RNA, 3496 nt
Organism: Oryzias latipes (Japanese medaka)
Lineage: Eukaryota; Metazoa; Chordata; Actinopteri; Beloniformes; Adrianichthyidae
Gene: il10ra
Product: interleukin 10 receptor, alpha
Biological process (GO): cytokine-mediated signaling pathway
Cellular component (GO): plasma membrane
Molecular function (GO): cytokine receptor activity; protein binding
Source: RefSeq, a predicted model, not a curated record